Aspergillus pseudotamarii is the source of this 306-nucleotide messenger RNA. RefSeq lists its product as uncharacterized. NCBI's taxonomy places the organism in Eukaryota, Fungi, Ascomycota, Eurotiomycetes, Eurotiales, Aspergillaceae. The transcript has a single exon. The record is from RefSeq and is a predicted model, not a curated record. Bases 1 to 306 code for a protein of 101 amino acids.
AUGCAUACUCGUGCACCUCCGAUAGACGAACAGGGACACAUACCAGACAAACCUCGCUAUUACCCGAAUCUCACUGAGCCUUUCAUGGUGACCAUGCGACAGUUAGGUGGUGAUGGUGUUAAUGAUGUCAAGAUUAAUUGGUGGUAUAUUGCUCAUCUGGAUGAAGGGGUGGUUGCUGGAUCUGCUGGUAAGGCGGAGGGGUUUACUCCAAAAUUCUUUCCGUUGAAGGAGGCAGUAGAGAAGCUCAGCUUCGAUAAUGAUCGGACUGUCCUUCAGAAGGCGAUUGCAUUAGUGGAAGCUCAUUAA